AUGAGCAACGAAGAUUACGGGUACGACUACGAUUAUCUGUUUAAGAUAGUUCUUAUUGGGGACUCCGGCGUGGGUAAAUCGAAUUUGUUGUCGAGGUUCACCACCGAUGAAUUCAACAUCGAAUCCAAAUCUACGAUUGGGGUAGAAUUCGCGACAAGAACCAUUGAAGUUGAGAACAAGAAGAUAAAAGCGCAGAUCUGGGACACUGCGGGGCAGGAACGGUACAGGGCUAUCACAUCUGCUUACUACCGUGGUGCAGUGGGAGCACUUAUAGUAUAUGAUAUAAGCAAAUCGAGCUCGUACGAGAACUGCAACCAUUGGCUCACCGAGUUAAGAGAAAACGCAGACGACAACGUUGCUGUCGGGUUGAUAGGAAAUAAAUCGGAUCUGGCUCAUCUGAGAGCUGUGCCAACGGAUGAAGCGAAGAACUUCGCUAUGGAAAAUCAAAUGUUAUUUACAGAAACAAGCGCUUUAAAUAGUGACAAUGUAGAUAGGGCGUUUAGAGAACUAAUUGUGGCCAUUUUCCAAAUGGUAAGCAAACAUCAGGUAGACUUAAACGGGUCGGGCACCAACAACGGAGGUUCUAAUGGCGGUCCAAAGGGCCCUACCAUUAGUUUAACACCGGCACCAAAUGAAGGCAAGAAGAAAAAAUCCAGUAACUGUUGUUAA
Messenger RNA from Saccharomyces kudriavzevii IFO 1802, 669 nucleotides. RefSeq names its product Rab family GTPase YPT32 (gene YPT32). Gene Ontology annotation, cellular component: recycling endosome. Gene Ontology annotation, biological process: exocytosis. Lineage: Eukaryota; Fungi; Ascomycota; Saccharomycetes; Saccharomycetales; Saccharomycetaceae. The record is from RefSeq and is a predicted model, not a curated record. The transcript has a single exon. Gene Ontology annotation, molecular function: GTP binding; GTPase activity. Bases 1 to 669 code for a protein of 222 amino acids.